AUGGCUACGUUACAUCACUCAGAGUCGCAAGAUGUUCACACACCGAAAGAUGAUAAUAUAAACCCGAACGAUCUACUGCCUGUCGGUGUCCCGCUACACGCGCUCGGGUCAAUCGAGAGUCAGGACGGUCUUAGUCUGACACGUCAGGAAAUCAACCGUCUUAUUUUGGAAUAUCUUGUGGUCGAAGGCUACAAGGAUGCGGCAGAGAAAUUCAGCCGAGAAACCGGUAUCACGGAACCGUUGACGGAGAUGCGUAUUUCCGGGGAGAGUUUGGUUGAUCGAAUGUGGAUUCGUGAAGCGGUCCUGAGGCGCAAUAUAGCCGAUGUGAUUGAGAAAGUGAACACCUUAUGGCCGGAGUUAUUUGAUAAAAACCCGUUUAUCUACUUUCAACUCCGGCAAUUGCAAAUGCUGGAACUAAUCCGCAAUCAUAAACUGGAAGAUGCCCUGAUAUUCGCUCAAUCCUACCUGGCUGACCCAGUUGCGAAAAGACUUUCCGACCAUCCGCAACUGCUCAACGAGAUGCAGAACACAAUGGCUUUGUUGGCAUUUGACGAUCCAGCUCAAAGUAUAUACGGUCGUCUUCUGGGACCGCAACACGCAGAACUCGUGGCCGGUGCUUUGAAUCGGGCCAUUUUACGGCAUAUCGAAGCCUCAGGUGAUGACCUGGACGGAAUAGAUGAGAGCAAAGCCACCGGUACUACAAGCACGACCGGCUAUUCGGGCACAUCUUCCACUGUACCCCGANACCAAAAUGAUGGCCAUGUUGUUGCAUUUUCGUGA
Messenger RNA from Echinostoma caproni, 780 nucleotides. The record is from the annotation of a GenBank genome assembly. NCBI's taxonomy places the organism in Eukaryota, Metazoa, Platyhelminthes, Trematoda, Plagiorchiida, Echinostomatidae.